UUGCCGCUGCUGCUGAGGAAGGUGAGCAGCUGCCCUGCCGCGUGCUGACAUGAUGACAGCCAGCCAGGCAGGCGACGUGAGCAGCAAGCCUGAAAGCAGUCUCUGCCAGUCUGGUGAGAGGAUCAAGCUUGCGGAUAAAAACAAGACAGCAGCUGGGAGGGAGCCACAAAGCCCGUUUGCGUUUUCCAGUGAGAGAUGUUCUGAGGGCGCUUCUGCCAGCCCGAAUUUAACACCUGAAGCUGAACCAGUUUCUUCUGCGGUGAAGAACCCACUGGGAGCCUUGGAGAACUUGAUGCUGGAUCCAAGGCUAGACUGCUUCCAGCAGAACAUGCUUAGUCCCAAAAUGAUCAUCAGUGACCCAUCUGUGGACCUGAAUGUUAAAGAAAACAGUAAAAUCAUCAGGAGGCAGAUAGGAGGCACUCAGAACAUAUGGUCACCUGGAAAAAUUGGCUUGAGGAAUAAGUCCUUCAGCAUCAAAGACAAAAUCUCAGAAUGGGAAGGGAAAAAGGAAACACCUUGUGCUCCUGCCACUCGCAGAGAAGAGGAGCAAGGAGUUAAAGAGGAGCACAGGGUACCCUGUGUAAUUGAGAAGACAAGUGGGACAGCGUUUGUGACUCGUAAAGUGGAGACCAAGAGACUUCUGAACCAGGAACUAGAGUGCAAAAGGAUGGGCAAAGAGAACGAGCAGAAAGUAGGAGCUCUGAAAGGCAUGGGGCAGGGAACAGAACGAAGGGGGGAAACAGAGAAGGAUGAAGAAGUGGAGCCCAGUGUUGGAAAAUGCAAAGAGGUAAAGAGUGGGAAAUGGGAGGUCCAGAAGGAGAAUCUUUCAGUGCUCAGCCAGGUGAAAAAGCUGGAGCAGGCUUUGAAGGAUGGCUCAGCAGAGCUGCAGCCUCAGUUGCCGGGUACUUACUACUCCCCUCAGUGCCUGCAGGAGAAGGCAGCACAAGUACCCGCUAACCCUGAUGGCCAUGAGAGCACGUACGGAGCUGAACUCAACAAAAGGCUCCUUGGCUUGGACUCGGAAAUCAGUGAGCCAAUUUUUGGGACUUUAGAAGAGGUAAGAACUUCUCAGGCGAAGCACAAAGACUGCACUGUGGAGAAUGUGUACACAGAGCCAGGAGUCCCAGAGAAGAAACCCUUCAUAAACCCGUUGCCAAAGCCCCGUCGGACUUUCAAACACGAGGGGGAAGAGGACUGGGUGCCAACAACUCGGAAUAAAAGAAACCUACCCCCUCUGCCGUCCAUUCCUCCCCCUCCUCUCCCUUCUUCUCCUCCCCCUUCAGCCGUCAGCAGAAGGCUCUGGAAUGGAAAGCACAAGAACAACGCCGACCACAGGAAGUCGUACGAGUUUGAAGACUUGCUGCAGUCGUCCUCGGAGAACGGCAGGGUGGACUGGUACGCGCAGACCAAGCUGGCCCUCACACGCACUUUAUCUGAGGAGAACGUCUACGAGGACAUCCUGGAUCCACCAUCAAAGGAAAACCCCUACGAAGACAUUGAGACCAACAGCCGCUGUUUGGGGAAGAAAUGUGUCCUGACCUUCCCAGCAUCGCCCACCUCCUCUGUACCUGGCACCCCCACUAAGUUGCUUUCCAAGCCCAUUUUUUUCCGACAAAGCUCAGAGCGGCGGAGUUUCAAACUGCCAGAUAUUCGGAAACUAAACCGUGAUGGGACUGGGUCACCAUCCAAAAUCAGCCCUCCCUCAACCCCCAGCAGUCCAGAUGACACCUUCUUCUCCCUGGGAGACCCUCAGAAUGGCAAGAGGAGAAGGAAGAUUCCCAAGCUUGUAUUGAAAAUCAAUGCUAUUUAUGAGGCACGGAGGGGAAAGAAACGUGUCAAGAGACUAUCGCAGUCUACAGAGAGCAAUUCAGGGAAAGUUACAGAUGAAAACAGUGAAUCAGACAGUGAUACUGAAGAGAAGCUGAAAGCUCACAGCCAGCGCCUGGUGCAUGUGAAGUCUCGCCUGAAGCAAACCCCGCGGUACCAAACCUUGGAACGGGACCUCAUUGAGUACCAGGAGCGGCAGCUGUUUGAGUACUUUGUCGUGGUGUCGCUGCACAAGAGGCAGGCCGGGGCUGCCUAUGUCCCUGAGGUUACCCAGCAGUUCCCAUUGAAGCUUGAACGCUCCUUCAAAUUCAUGCGUGAGGCGGAAGACCAGUUGAAGGCUAUUCCCCAGUUUUGCUUCCCUGAUGCUAAGGACUGGGCCCCCAUCCAGCAAUUUGCCAGUGAGACGUUCUCCUUUGUCCUGACUGGGGAAGAUGGGAGCAGGCGGUUUGGAUACUGUAGGAGGCUGCUGCCCACUGGGAAAGGGAAGCGUCUCCCAGAAGUUUACUGUAUUGUAAGUCGUCUUGGAUGCUUCAACCUGUUCUCUAAGAUCUUGGAUGAGGUUGAGAAGAGACGGGGCAUUUCGCCAGCCUUGGUGCAGCCCCUCAUGAGGAGCGUCAUGGAGGCACCUUUCCCAGCUUUGGGCCGCACGAUCACAGUCAAGAACUUCCUGCCAGGCUCAGGGACAGAGGUAAUAGAGCUGCGGCGGCCUCUCGACUCCCGGCUGGAGCACGUUGACUUUGAGUCCCUGUUCGCGUCCCUCAGCGUGCGGCACCUGAGCAGGGUCUUCGCCUCCCUGCUCCUGGAAAGGCGGGUGAUCUUCGUGGCAGACAAGCUCAGCACCCUCUCCAAGUGCUGCCACGCCACGGUGGCCCUGCUCUACCCCUUCACGUGGCAGCACACGUACAUCCCCGUGCUGCCGCCCUCCAUGAUCGACAUCGUGUGCUCGCCCACCCCCUUCCUCAUCGGCCUGCUCUCCGGCUCGCUGCCCCGCCUCCGGGAGCUCCCGCUGGNNNAGGUCCUUGUGGUUGACCUUGUAAAUAACCGGUUUCUGAGACAGAUGGAAGAUGAGGACUCCAUCCUGCCUCGGAAGCUGCAGGCCGCCUUAGAGCACAUCCUGGAGCAGAGGAACGAGCUGGCAAGCGACAAGGAGGAGGGCUCUGUAAAUGGCAAGCAGGAGUCCAGCCCUCUGAACGAGGUUGUGUCCGAGGCCUUCGUGCGUUUCUUCGUGGAGAUCGUGGGCCACUACUCCCUCUUCCUGACGCUCAACGAGCGGGAGGAGCGGACGCUGCAGCGCGAGGCCUUCCGCAAGUCCGUCUCCUCCAAGAGCCUCCGGCGCUUCCUGGAGGUUUUCAUGGAGACGCAGAUGUUCGGGGGCUUCAUCCAGGAGCGGGAGCUGCGCAAGCAGGGGGUCAGAGGUCUGUUUGAGGUACGGGCUCAGGAGUACCUGGAAACACUUCCCAGUGGGGAGCAGAGUGGAGUCAAUAGGUUCCUGAAAGGACUGGGCAGCAAAAUGAAAUUCCUCCACAAAAAAUAAGACUGAAGCAUGUGCUCGUUCCAUAGAAGAGAAGGGUUUUUACCGUUCAACAGCAACAAAUCGGACCGUUACCAGUC
Molecule: messenger RNA, 3438 nt
Organism: Tinamus guttatus (white-throated tinamou)
Lineage: Eukaryota; Metazoa; Chordata; Aves; Tinamiformes; Tinamidae
Source: RefSeq, a predicted model, not a curated record